AUGGGGGGCUGCUGGCAAUGGGGAGUGACACUGGGGGACACCCAGGAAGCCAGAACUGACCCUUUCUCUCUCUCAGAGUUAAACGCUUCCAGGGCCCGUGGCAGCAACCACAGUGUGAACAGCCUGCCGGGGCCACCGGCCGCCUGUGGCUCCACCCGGGGGUCUGUGGUCAGCUGGGCUGAAUCCGUCGAGACGCUGCUGCAGGACCGUGUGGCUGUCACCUACUUCACUGAGUUCCUCAAGAAGGAGUUCAGUGCUGAAAAUGUCUACUUCUGGCAGGCAUGUGAGCGCUUCCAGCAGAUCCCAGCCAGUGACACGCAGCAGCUGGCCCAGGAGGCACGGCGGAUCUACGAUGAGUUCCUCUCCAGCCACUCGGUCAGUCCUGUGAACAUUGACAAGCAGGCCUGGAUUGGGGAGGACAUGCUGGCCACCCCUUCCCCAGACAUGUUUCGUGUCCAGCAGCUCCAGAUCUUUAACCUGAUGAAGUUUGACAGCUACACACGGUUCGUGAAAUCCCCGCUCUACCAGGCCUGCCUGCGGGCAGAGAGCCAGGGUCAGCCCCUGCCUGACCUGAGGCCCCACUCCCGCAGCAGCAGCCCCCCACCUGACCUCAGCAAGAAGUCGAAGCUGAAGCUGGGCAAGUCCUUGCCACUGGGUGUGGAGAUGGCAGGCAGUGGUGCCAACCGCAGCCCUCGCCGGUCCUUCAGGAAAGGAGAGCGGCGGGAACCCUCCUGGGCAGAGGGGGGAGAAGGCAGUGGGAGCACUGUGCUGUGGCGGGAGUCCCAGGGCUCACUCAACUCCUCGGCCAGCCUGGACCUGGGCUUCCUGUCCUCAGCCAGCACAUCUGCCAGCCCCUGGACAGAGGGCCAUCGGAGGAGCUUGGGGGGCAGCGAGGCAGAGCUGCCAGCCAAGCCCAUGAAGUACUGCUGCGUGUACCUGCCUGAUGGCACCGCCUCGCUGGCCGCUGUCCGGCCCGGCCGCUCCAUCCGCGAGAUGCUGGCAGGGAUAUGUGAGAAGCGUGGCUUCAGCCUCCCCGACAUCAAGGUCUACUUGGUGGGAAACGAACAGAAAGCACUGGUACUGGAUCAGGAGUGCUCUGUGUUGGCAGAUCAGGAGGUGAAGCUGGAGAACAGGAUAAGCUUUGAGCUGGAAAUCUCCUCCCUCAGUAAGACCAUCCGCAUCACGGCCAAGUCAACCAAGCGCAUCCGGGAAGCGCUGCAGCCUGUGCUGGGGAAGUACGGCGUGACCAUGGAGCUGGCGCGGCUGCGGAGGCAAGGGAAGCCAGCCACCCUGGACGUGGAGAAGCUCGUCAGCACAGUGGCUGCUCAGAAACUCAUCCUGGAAACACCAGCAGGCAUGAGAGUGAUGGAGAGUGCCAAGACCGCGGCUGCCCCCUCCCUGCUCCACAGCGAGGAGGGAAGCCCGACAGGAGCAGAGUCCGACGUGCUGGAUGAGAUGCCCUCCUCCUCUUCCCGGCCUCGGUCUUCAGCUGCCACUAACCUGAACCGCCGCACUUAUGACCUGGAAGGACUGGUGGAGCUGCUNNACCGUGCCCAGAGCUGCCGGGCCAAUGACCAGCGUGGGCUGCUCUCCAAGGAGGACCUGGUCCUGCCUGACUUCCUACAGCUCCCUGGGGAGGACAACAGCACCUGCAAGGGUUCGGAUCAGCCCCACACCCCUCACCCAUCCUCCAAGGGACAUGACUGCGCUCAGCCUGCAGAGCCUGCACCAGCUCAGCCUGCAGUCAACCACGAGCUCCGAUGA
Messenger RNA from Chaetura pelagica (chimney swift), 1764 nucleotides. It is a transcript of the gene RGS14, whose product is annotated as regulator of G-protein signaling 14. The transcript is spliced from 15 exons. Gene Ontology annotation, molecular function: microtubule binding; G-protein alpha-subunit binding; GTPase activator activity. NCBI's taxonomy places the organism in Eukaryota, Metazoa, Chordata, Aves, Apodiformes, Apodidae. The coding region runs from base 1 to 1764 and encodes 587 amino acids. The record is from RefSeq and is a predicted model, not a curated record. Gene Ontology annotation, biological process: regulation of G protein-coupled receptor signaling pathway; signal transduction.